Styela clava is the source of this 1866-nucleotide messenger RNA. RefSeq names its product kynurenine/alpha-aminoadipate aminotransferase, mitochondrial-like. NCBI's taxonomy places the organism in Eukaryota, Metazoa, Chordata, Ascidiacea, Stolidobranchia, Styelidae. The record is from RefSeq and is a predicted model, not a curated record. Gene Ontology annotation, molecular function: pyridoxal phosphate binding; L-kynurenine:2-oxoglutarate transaminase activity. Gene Ontology annotation, biological process: biosynthetic process.
UUUAUUAAAAAAAAAUUAAAUUUUAUAAAAAUAAAAACAAAUAAAGACAGCAAGACCAAAAUGAAGUUUGAAAGAUUUUUGUCUGCAGUUAGUAAAGCCAGGAAACCAAGCCCCAUUAGAAUGGCAACUGCUUUGAUGCUGCGUAGUCCACUGUCGACUAUAUCAUUGGGUGGAGGAUCUCCCAAUCCUUGCACAUUUCCUUUCCGAAAACUGGAUGUGGAGAUAAGUAAUGGAACUAAUAUAAGGAUAGAAGGAAAAGAAAUGGAUAGAGCUCUUCAGUAUUCACAAUCUGACGGAAUUCCCGAAUUAAAAGAUUGGUUGAAACGAAUUCAAAAACAUUUUCAUCAGCCUCCAUUAAUGAAUGACUCAAAUGAAAACGAACUAGACCUGUGUGUAACAGUCGGAAGUCAAGAUGGCCUUACAAAAGUUUUUGAAAUGCUUCUUUCUCCUGGUGAUAACAUGCUAUUAGAUGAUCCUAAUUAUCCUGGUUCGCUUGCAUUUUUGCAACCAUUACCAAUUAAUUUAUUGCCUGUUGACACAGAUGAAUUUGGAAUGAAGUCUAGUAGCUUACGCGAAGCUCUUAGUGCUUGGAAACCAUCUGAUGCUUUAAAUCCAAAUUCUGAUAUUCCUAAAGUUUUAUACACUAUCCCAAAUUGCGGGAAUCCGACAGGUGCUUCUGCUUCUACUGGAAGAAAAUUGGAAAUAUAUAAAAUCGCCCAAGAAUAUGAUCUUAUCAUCGUUGAAGAUGAUCCUUAUUACUUUUUACAAUUUAAUGAAACCGUUGCACCGAGUUAUCAGCAAUUGGAUACGGAUGGUAGAGUUAUUAGAAGCGAUUCAAUGUCCAAAGUUUUAUCAUCUGGUAUGAGAUUGGGCUGGAUUUCUGGAGCAAAACCAUUUAUUGAUAGACUUGUUUUGCAUCAACAGGCGACUCUUUUACACAAUAGUACGUUAAUUCAAAUGUUGGUUUGGAAACUUUUAGAAAAAUGGAAGUUAGAGGGAUUCGAAAAACAUUUAAAGGAAACCAAAACGUUUUAUGAAUCGCAGAAAAAUGUAAUGAUUGAAAGUGCUAAUAAAUGGCUAACAGGUCUCGCUGAAUGGAAUGUUCCCCAAGGUGGGAUGUUCCUUUGGAUCAAAUUAUUAGGAAUCGAUGACACAACAGAGUUGAUUCAAAAGCGUGCAAUGGAAAAAGAAAUCAUAUUAAUUCCAGGAUCAGCUUUUAGUGUAAAAGAAAAUGUGAAAUCGUCAUACUGCAGAGCGUCGUUUUCAUUAUCAUCCCCUGAAAAUAUUGACGAAGGGAUACGAAGACUAGCUGAACUGGUUCGCGAAGAGUUGGAUAGAAAACACAAAUAAAAUGUGGAUUACUGUAGUUAUAAAAUGGUGAUCUGUAUUAUGCACAAGCCUUCAUGGCGCUGGCUUGCUGCAGCAUUUUGGAGUCGUAGAGUAAUGAAAUCACUUGAAAAAUACCACAGGUAUACUCGAGUCUGCUUUUAAGCUUAUAGUUGGUUUUAGAUGUAGUUUGUCAAUUAUUCUGGGUGCAAUUUAUCAUUUGUAUGUUUGUUGAGAGAUGAUUGUCUUGACUUUAUUGUGAUGUUUUACUGCUUAGCUCAAGUUUCAUCUUGUAAUUUUAGAAAAAUUGUAAUGUUUACCUAUAAAAAAUUCAGCCUUUUUUAAAAUACUUUAUUCUUCAAUCUGGUACUUUCUCUAUUAACCAUGACCUUGUAUCGGAAUGAUUUGUACUAACUCCCUAGUGAUCUCACAUAAUUGGCAGCUGUUACUAAUUGAUUAUUAUUCUUGCAGCUUAUUUUGCUAAUUCUCCUCUCCCUCGAAAAAAUAUAUAACUAAGGCAACACUGACUAUAAUGCAAGG